This is a messenger RNA of Coregonus sp. 'balchen', 1627 nucleotides long. NCBI's taxonomy places the organism in Eukaryota, Metazoa, Chordata, Actinopteri, Salmoniformes, Salmonidae. The record is from the annotation of a GenBank genome assembly.
AUGGAUACUGGUGUCCUGUCAGUAUAUUACAUGGCUACUGGUGUCCUGUCAGUAUAUUACAUGGCUACUGGUGUCCUGUCAGUAUAUUACAUGGCUACUGGUGUCCUGUCAGUAUAUUACAUGGCUACUGGUGUCCUGUCUGUAUAUUACAUGGCUAGUGGUGUCCUGUCAGUAUAUUACAUGGCUAGUGGUGUCCUGUCAGUAUAUUACAUGGCUAGUGGUGUCCUGUCAGUAUAUUACAUGGCUAGUGGUGUCCUGUCAGUAUAUUACAUGGCUACUGGUGUCCUGUCAGUAUAUUACAUGGCUACUGGUGUCCUGUCAGUAUAUUACAUGGCUACUGGUGUCCUGUCAGUAUAUUACAUGGCUACUGGUGUCCUGUCUGUAUAUUACAUGGCUAGUGGUGUCCUGUCAGUAUAUUACAUGGCUAGUGGUGUCCUGUCAGUAUAUUACAUGGCUAAUGGUGUCCUGUCAGUAUAUUACAUGGUUACUGGUGUCCUGUCAGUAUAUUUCAUGUCCACUGGUGUCCUGUCAGUAUAUUAAAUGGAUACUGGUGUCCUGUCAGUAUAUUACAUGGCUACUGGUGUCCUCUCAGCAUAUUACAUGGCUACUGGUGUCCUGUCAGCAUAUUACAUGGUUACUGGUGUCCUGUCAGUAUAUUUCAUGUCCACUGGUGUCCUGUCAAUAUAUUAAAUGGCUACUAGUGUCCUGUCAAUAUAUUUUAUUGGUUACUGGUGUCCUGUCAGUAUAUUACAUGGCCACUGGUGUCCUGUCAGUAUAUUACAUGGAUACUGGUGUCCUGUCAGUAUGUUACAUGGCUACUGGUGUCUUGACAGUAUAUUAAAUGGCUACUGGUGUCCUGUCAGUAUUUUACAUGGAUACUGGUGUCCUGUCAGUAUAUGACAUGGAUACUGGUGUCCUGUCAGUAUUUUAGAUGGCUACUGGUGUCCUGUCAGUAUAUUUCAUGGCUACUGGUGUCCUGUCAGUAUAUUACAUGGAUACUGGUGUCCUGUCAGUAUAUUACAUGGAUACUCGUGUCCUGUUAGUAUUUUACAUGGAUACUGGUGUCCUGUCAGUAUCUUACAUGGCUAAUGGUGUUGUGUCAGCAUAUUACAUGGCUACUGGUGUCCUGUUAGUAUAUUAAAUGGAUACUGGUGUCUUGUCAGUAUGUUACAUGGAUACUGGUGUCCUGUCAGUAUAUUACAUGGUUACUGGUGUCCUCUAAGUAUAUUACAUGGAUACUGGUGUCCUGUCAGUAUAUUACAUGGCUACUGGUGUCUUGUCAGUAUAUUACAUGGCUAUUUGUGUCUUGUCUGUAUAUUACAUGGCUACUGGUGUCCUGUAUCUAUAUUUCAUGUCUACUGGUGUCCUGUCUCUAUAUACUACAUGGAUACUGGUGUACUGUCAGUAUAUUACAUGGAUACUGGUGUCCUGUCAGUAUAUUAAAUGGAUACUGGUGUCCUGUCAGUAUAUUACAUGGAUACUGGUGUCCUGUCAGUAUAUUACAUGGAUACUGGUGUCCUGUCAGUAUAUUACAUGGAUACUGGUGUCCUGUCAGUAUAUUAAAUGGAUACUGGUGUCCUGUCAGUAUAUUAAAUGGAUACUGGUGUCCUGUCAGUAUAUUACGUAG